AUGGCACCUUCACAACAAGCUCAAGACCUCAAUCAAUCUCCUCAAUCCCCAAGAAUUCCGGCAAAACUGCCCAAACUUCGGAAUCCCCACCUGCCAGAACUCUAUGCCAAACAAGCACAGUUCCAAGCUGAGCUUGAACUGAUUGGGGACGAAGCCUCUCGUCUAGAGCUUGCAAAAGCAUGGUAUGCUGCACGCAUGGCAGCAGAGCGAGCGGAGCAGAAUGAGCGGGAGGAGAAGGAGGAGGAGCAAAAAGUGGCUCGGGAGGAGGAUGGAGGAAAUGGCAGUAAUGACAUGAAGAGAGCCUCUCUUGGUCUACGUGGGUCAGUUGAGGGAGACGCUGGGCAGCGAAUCGAGGUGGAUAUGCUCCACAUCAGAUGCACACAAUAA
Molecule: messenger RNA, 387 nt
Organism: Endocarpon pusillum Z07020
Lineage: Eukaryota; Fungi; Ascomycota; Eurotiomycetes; Verrucariales; Verrucariaceae
Exons: 2
Coding region: 1-387 (128 amino acids)
Source: RefSeq, a predicted model, not a curated record